Sapajus apella (tufted capuchin) is the source of this 2094-nucleotide messenger RNA. RefSeq names its product adaptor related protein complex 2 subunit mu 1 (gene AP2M1). Gene Ontology annotation, cellular component: AP-2 adaptor complex; cytoplasmic vesicle. Gene Ontology annotation, biological process: intracellular protein transport; clathrin-dependent endocytosis. The record is from RefSeq and is a predicted model, not a curated record. Gene Ontology annotation, molecular function: clathrin-cargo adaptor activity. Lineage: Eukaryota; Metazoa; Chordata; Mammalia; Primates; Cebidae. The transcript has 12 exons. The coding region runs from base 305 to 1612 and encodes 435 amino acids.
CGGGGACGGUUUCUCGAAGGCAGUCGGUAGUUGUGGUUUUGCUAAACCUAGAGAGCUUCAAAUUGCUAGCAAGGAGGCCGCGAAGCCUGACGGGAUUUGUAGUCGGCGCGGGAGGCGGGCGCGCAAGCGCAGCCGGCCCCGGGGCGGGGCCCCGGCACUGCGGUGAAAGCCGAGGCAGCGGGCAGAGGAGCAGGGGGCGGGCGGACAUCUUGGGAUCCCGAGAGUGGCCGGGCCGGCAGAGCAGAGGGCCGCGGACACCAGGUCUGUUCUCAGAGCGAUGGGCCUCGGAGACUGAUCUGCCGCCAUGAUUGGAGGCUUAUUCAUCUAUAAUCACAAGGGGGAGGUGCUCAUCUCCCGAGUCUACCGAGAUGACAUCGGGAGGAACGCAGUGGAUGCCUUUCGGGUCAAUGUCAUCCAUGCCCGGCAGCAGGUGCGCAGCCCCGUCACCAACAUUGCUCGCACCAGCUUCUUCCACGUCAAGCGGUCCAACAUCUGGCUGGCAGCAGUCACCAAGCAGAAUGUCAACGCUGCCAUGGUCUUCGAAUUCCUGUAUAAGAUGUGUGAUGUGAUGGCUGCCUACUUUGGCAAGAUCAGCGAGGAAAACAUCAAGAAUAAUUUUGUGCUCAUAUAUGAGCUGCUGGAUGAGAUUCUAGACUUUGGUUACCCACAGAAUUCCGAGACAGGCGCACUGAAAACCUUCAUCACCCAGCAGGGCAUCAAGAGUCAGCAUCAGACAAAAGAAGAGCAGUCACAGAUCACCAGCCAGGUGACGGGGCAGAUCGGCUGGCGGCGAGAGGGUAUCAAGUAUCGCCGGAAUGAGCUCUUCCUGGACGUGCUGGAGAGUGUGAACCUGCUCAUGUCCCCACAAGGGCAGGUGCUGAGCGCCCAUGUGUCGGGCCGGGUGGUGAUGAAGAGCUACCUGAGUGGGAUGCCUGAAUGCAAAUUUGGGAUGAAUGACAAGAUCGUCAUUGAAAAACAGGGCAAAGGCACAGCUGAUGAAACAAGCAAGAGCGGGAAGCAAUCAAUUGCCAUUGAUGACUGCACCUUCCACCAGUGUGUACGACUCAGCAAGUUUGACUCUGAACGCAGCAUCAGCUUCAUCCCGCCAGAUGGAGAGUUUGAGCUUAUGAGGUAUCGCACAACCAAGGACAUCAUCCUUCCUUUCCGGGUCAUCCCGCUAGUGCGAGAAGUGGGACGCACCAAACUGGAGGUCAAGGUGGUCAUCAAGUCCAACUUUAAACCCUCACUGCUGGCUCAGAAGAUUGAGGUGAGGAUCCCAACCCCCCUGAACACAAGUGGGGUGCAGGUGAUCUGCAUGAAGGGGAAGGCCAAGUACAAGGCCAGCGAGAACGCCAUCGUAUGGAAGAUCAAGCGCAUGGCAGGUAUGAAGGAAUCGCAGAUCAGCGCAGAGAUUGAGCUUCUGCCUACCAACGACAAGAAGAAAUGGGCUCGACCCCCCAUUUCCAUGAACUUUGAGGUGCCAUUUGCGCCCUCUGGCCUCAAGGUGCGCUACUUGAAGGUGUUUGAACCGAAGCUGAACUACAGCGACCACGAUGUCAUCAAAUGGGUGCGCUACAUUGGCCGCAGCGGCAUUUAUGAAACUCGAUGCUAGCUGCCAUUAGGCUGCUAGCCCACCUCCCCACCCACCCUCCUCCACAGGUCCAGGUGCCACUCCCUCCCUGCCACCACACGUCAGUGUCUCCUUCCUCCUGCUUUGCUGCCUUCCCUUUGCACCAGCCCCUGAGUCUAGGUCUGGGCCAAGCACAUUGCAAGUGGGACUGGUGGAGCAGUCCCUGGGCACCCCAGGCUCCCUGGGCAGGGUGGCUGAGGUUCCUGCUCUCCCAGCCGCCUGUCUGUCCUGGCCUAGUGCCAGGCUCUGAGUGCUGUGACCAAAGCCAGGUGGGUUCCUUUUCCUUCCCACCCUGUGGCCACACCUCUGGAGUGGGAGGGUUGGCUGCCCCUCACUCGGAGCUCCCCCGAAGGCCAGUAACGGACCCCAGCCCCCAGUCCCACUCUGCUUUGGGAUAGUGUGAGCUUCACUUUGUACGGUGUGACUUCGUCCAGUUACAGACCCAAUAAACUCUGUGGAGUGGA